This is a messenger RNA of Oryctolagus cuniculus (rabbit), 5987 nucleotides long. The record is from RefSeq and is a predicted model, not a curated record. NCBI's taxonomy places the organism in Eukaryota, Metazoa, Chordata, Mammalia, Lagomorpha, Leporidae.
GUGAGUAGGGCUGACAGACUAGAGCCUGCAGAAGGAGCUGGCCUCCUCCCAGGGUAUGAUGGUGCUGUGGUGGGGGGUUUAAAUUCCCCCCAAAGACCAAUCAGGCUUCCGUCAGAUGCAAAACGCAGAAACUACAAGAACUUUCUAGAAACCGGCACCAAUAUACAGAAAGCUUCAGAGCGCGCUCAGCACCUUAUUUGAAUUCAUUGCCAGAACCAAUCAAGAAGUGUGGUGCUAGUUACUUUAUGGUGGUACGUUUACCCUCCACAUUCACGUCUCGUGAAAAUUUGCCGUAAGUGUAAAAACUCCAAGCGCAAGUCUGUCCCACCAAUAACCAGCGAACACCUGGAUAUAUGCAGAUUUUCAAAUUACAGGGAAGCCAGGAGUAGACAGUAUCCCUGUCAGUCAUUUAGCCGCAACCAAUUGGGACCUUGGAAGGCAGGGCCAUAGACAGUACAAAAGGAGCCCGCCGGCUCAAGUUGAAGUCUAUUUCUUCGGGGGUCGCGAAGUGGUCUUGCAGCAGGGCGGCGGCCUCAGCUGUGAGCUAAAGCAGCGUUGGCUCCUGCAAGCUGUCUUAAGGAGCUGGCAGCAGAAGGAUGUGGACUGGAUUGUAGUAAGAAAACUUCUGGAGUCAAGGGAGUGUUGGAGUCCUGCUCAGGUGUCUUUGUUUCAGAUUAGAGUCACUGUUCCAUACAACACCUAACUUCAAGGCCUGAUUGCCUGCUUAGGAAAGGCAUAAUUCCAUCCUGUUUCCAUCUGGGCUGCUAAGUGCCUGCCUUUCUCAAGAUCUUUGUGGAGAGGCUUCGAUAGAUGAAUGCAGCUGAAGACGGAGAUAGCGUGUACAAAAGGUGAAGUUGAAAAACAAAUUGAAACUUCAAGAUUGUCAAUUAUUCAGGAAUAAUACAUUCAGUUGUCAAGAAAACAUGGAUGCCGUGAUGGUACAUGGUUUUGUCCAAAUGUGGGAGAAGAACAGUGGGAUGUCAAAGUCAAAAGAAGCAUUCAUUGAAACAGUGCCAGGAAGGAAGAAAGAUAAACUAGUGAUCUAUUUCAAUGCUGAAAAAAUGAGAACUUUCCAGCUAACUGAUAACAUUAAAAGUGUGGUCCUUAGAUCCCGUGAAGAUGACCAAAAUCACCUGCAUUUAACUUUCCAGAACAAUAACUUCUUGUUCAUUGAAAGAUUGUCCUCCUCAGAUGCCCAAGAAUUGAAGUUAUACCUGGACAGAGUCCACCAAAAGAAGCUUGAACCAUCCAUGAGAGCUCAUAAAGACAAGCCUAUCUCUAUCAGCAAAGCAACACAGCAAGAAAUCAGUGAAAGUUCAACUUGCAACAUUGCUAAGAAUUCCAAAAGUGGAUCCCGUGAGACAGCAAAAGGGAGUGUGUCACCUGUCCACCAGAAGAUACCUAAAAAGUCAGUACUUAAUUGCAAAAAACUAUUGGAAGAUCAGCAUGGGAAGAGGAAAAGGAUGUUGUCUGAUUCAGAGAUAAAUGAGAACAAAAGUCUCACGAAAGAUCCCACAAGAAAGAAGAAAUCCGACAGGAACAUCUUGAAGUGCAUAAGCCACAGUUUGAAGUUAAAAGAGAAUAAGAAAUUAGUACUCAAUUCUUCAUUCAUGACCGAGUCUUCUGAAAACCCUUGCCUAAAGGGCAGUGAAAUUCUCCAAACUCUCACUGAGGAAAUGUUUUUGGCAUUUAUGUUGAAACAAAAGUACAGUGAGUAUUUCCCAGAGUGGGAUAAAUUAGGGAUAUCCUUUGACUUUCACCCAGAGAAAAUAUGGCAAGGCCUCCCCAAUUUGGGAAACACCUGUUACAUGAAUGCAGUUUUGCAGACCCUGUUUUCAAUUCCAUCGUUUGCUGAUGAUUUACUCAAUCAGCGUUUCCCAUGGGGUGGAAUUCCUGUUGAUGGUCUUAGCACGUGCUUGGCACAGCUGCUCAUUUUGAAAGGUAUUUAUAACGUGAAAGUUAAGGAGAAGUUACUUGUGAAUGUUAAAAAUGCCAUUUCAGCAGUUGCAGAGAUAUUCUCUGGUGAUACACAGAAUGAUGCUCAUGAGUUUUUAGGCCAUUGUUUACAACAGGUGAAAGAGAAUGUAGUAAAUUUAAAUACAAUGUGGAUGAAUAAAAAUGAAUCUGAGGAAGAAAAUUCAUCUCAGGAUGAGUUUGCUAGUAGUAGUGCCAGCAAAAUGCCUGCUUGUCCUGUCAUCACCAAUUUUGAGUUGGAGUUGCUGUGCUCCAUUAUCUGUAAGGGUUGUGGUCAGUUUGUUAUAAAGAUGGAACCAAGUAAUUAUCUUUCCAUCAACCUUCCUCAAGGAAAGAAAAUGUUUCCUGUAUCCAUUCAGUCUACUUUGAAUAAUUUCUUUUCAGCAGAAGAGCUUGAAUACAAAUGUGGGAAGUGUCAGCACAAGAGAUCUGUUGCAUUUCACAAAUUUAAUAGGCUACCCAGAGUCCUUAUCAUUCAUCUGAAACGCUAUAGCUUUAAUGACUAUUGGUCGAUAAGGAAGGAUGACCAAGAAGUCAUUAUUUCCAAAUAUUUAAAAUUGUCUGCUCAUUGCAAUCUAAACACCAAACCACCAUUUCCCUUGAGCAAGAAUACACAUCCGAGGGAGUUGCAAAUUUUAAAAAUUUUUCAAACAGUUAAUUCUGGAAUAAUCAGCUCACCACCUUCAAAGAAUUCGGCAUCCGAUUUGAAGAAGUCUCUGGAUCUACCCGUUGCAUCAUACGAUGAGUCUAACAAAUUCCAGAGAAUCUUUAAAGGGUCGAAAAAAGGAAAGAAGCAAAAUGACCUUGGAAAAGACUCUAAAUUGAAUACGGUAGAGGCAGAAUUUGUAAACCCAGGAGAUAAGACACUUCGUGAAAAACAACCAUUAGCUGGCUCAGUGAGGCAUUUAGGAGACACCUCUCUUUCUCUGAAUCGCAAAGGUAGAGGUAAACACACCACAAACCCAUAUACUCGUCUUGAAGCUCUUCUUCAAAAACUGACUGAAAAUCGAAAACUACAGGUGUAUGGGAAAACCAGUGUGCCUGUGGAAUUAGAUUCUGAUGGUGUCACCAAGACUAAAGAUUCUUAUGAAAAUAAAAAGCACACGAUUCAAGAAGGAUCCCCAAAAGUGGCUAACCAUAUCCAGAAGUGUGCUGGGGUGAGAAUUUAUAAACAAGCUUCUCAACAGGUACCUCCUCAAAGCCUUCCAAAGUCAAAAGCCCAGAAACAAGCAGAGAACCUCACAAGAUCUACAGAAUUCAGUUUCCAGGCAGUUAGUGCGAAUCAUGUAAGUGCAUUGGGUUCCAAUACGAACCCCGGAAACAAAGGCAUCUUUGGUGAGAAGAAGAUGGACUCUAAAGCCCAGGAGCCAAAAAUAAAUACCGAUAAAGCAAAUCAUACCUAUCGUCUCAUUGGUGUUGUCAGCCAUCUUGGGUCAUCCCCAGAUUCAGGUCAUUAUAUCAGUGAUGCCUACGACUUUGAAAGGCAAGCCUGGUUCACUUACAAUGAUCUGCAUGUGCAAAGUAUCCAAGAGGCCCCGAUGCUGAAUUCUAGGGCUUGUACCGGAUAUGUCUUCUUUUACAUGCAUAAUGAUAUCUUUGAAGAGCUGUUGAAAAGGGAGAAGAACUCCCAGCUUCCCUGCACUGGGGCAAGAAAGACCCCUCAGAAGAAAUAACAGGAACAAACCCCUCACUGCACAGAUCUGCUUGACUUGCUCACUAUAUCUCUACCUUGGAAGGAAAAAUCUAAACUGUCUCCAGAGAAGAAAAGAGGUGAUUUUUCCAAGACCACAGUUCAAGCAGAAAUACAGGAAAAUCUCUAUUGAAGCCCUGACGCAGACACGUCAAGAAUGAACAUUCUUCUCUCCUGCUAGAUCAGGACUGUGAUUUCCAUCUUUUAAUGCAGUCAUUUUGGAAUUGUGCUUCCCAAACAUCAGAAGCAUUGAGGAACCCAUUGAAAAUGAAAAAUGAAAAUCUUGGGUUCCACUGAAGAUCUACUGACUCAGAAACUUGGGGUUGGGAGGUAGCAAUCUGACGGAGACCAAUGCCUGAUAAAGUUUAAGAAUCACAAAGUGUGUAGAGUACAUUGGUGUAUUUUGUUGUUGAAUUUCUUAUGUUAAAGGUUUUGAUUACAUUUUAUAUAUUUUUAUGUUCAUAUAUGCUUUUCCUUUGUGAGAUUAUUAAUACCAAAUCCUCACUCUUUGCUGAUAGUACUCAGCAAUUUGGUCAAUAAAAAGUUGCUGAGGGCCGGCGCCGCGGCUCACUAGGCUAAUCCUCCACCUUGCGGCGCCGGCACACGGGGUUCUAGUCCUGGUCGGGGUGCCGGAUUCUGUCCCGGUUGCCCCUCUUCCAGGCCAGCUCUCUGCUGUGGACCGGGAGUGCAGUGGAGGAUGGCCCAGGUGCUUGGGCCCUGCACCCCAUGGGAGACCAGGAAAAGCACCUGGCUCCUGGCUCCUGCCAUCGGAUCAGCGCGGUGCGCCGGCCGCAGCGCGCCAGCCGUGGCAGCCAUUGGAGGGUGAACCAACGGCAAAGGAAGACCUUUCUCUCUGUCUCUCUCUCUCACUGUCCACUCUGCCUGUCAAAAAAAAAAUUAAAAAAAAAAUUUGCUGGAAUCCUGGAAACUGUGUCCAACCAGAUUUUAGCAAUACAUAUUAAAUGAGGUUGAUAACUUUUCAAUCCUCUUGGUCAUAUUUAGGUGAUACUGAACAUCAAAUCAAGUCUCCAGAUUGGCUGAACUGUUCUUUUUCCUCAAUACCAAAUGAGCAAUCAUCUUGAAGAUGGAAAAGUUGAUUUGCUUUCAAGAAAUCGGUCCACUUUUCCUAUAUGCUAGCAAGUUGUUGGGCCUUGGUGGUCUGAGCCCACCUUGCCAUCUUGGUUUUCCUUAGAAGGGUGCUUGAAUUCCUUGUAGGAUCUUUGCUUACCAGGACUUUAUCUGUGAAACAUUGAACAAUUCUUUUGAAAAAACAUUGCAAGACUAAUUCCCAAUUUCUUUUAUAUCUCUGUUUUAUAGUGUGAUGGCCUCGUUUCUUUAAUGAGUAAAUAAUACAUCCUUUAAGUACCUGUAGUAUUUGGAAGUCUUACUUGUUAGUAAUCUUAUAGAACAUCAGAAAUACCUGUAUUGUAAAUGUUUUGCUUUUAGUACAAUUUGCAUGUAUACUGGGGUGCUCCUAUUCUAUAGAAAUUGAACAAUAAUUCUGAUGCCAAACAUGUACCCAUCUCUGUAGCAGUCUUUUAUUGCCUUUGAAGCAGUAAAUUUGUAGUGCCUUGCCACCUUUUUAUGAACAAGUGAUUGGUAUGAAUCAGCUUUAUUACAGCAUAUACAGGGAUUGAUUUUCAGUCCCACCUUUAUGAGCAUAAGUGUCCCUCAUUUGUAUACCUGUAUUCAAAUGGAAGAGAUUUUGAUCCUCUCAAUCUUAGGUUCCUUUAAAGAGCUGUAUUGUUUCCAAGGGGAGAACUAUAUUCCAAAGUUUGAGGUUUCUUCUCUUGUUCAGAACAGAGUAUCAAGAACGAGGUCUGAAUGAGACCUGGAGUUAGCAUAGAUAUAUAGGGGGGGUGUCCUAGGUCGAACUAAUUGCUUCUGUGGAAGAAACUGCACAAUAGUGAGAGAAUGUACAACUUCUGUAUACUUCAGCAGCUGCAGUAGCAUUUAGAGUAUAGGAGAAAUAUUUUGUUAAAAGUUCAGGCGUUUAAGCUAUUCAGAAUAGUUAAUUCUGAGCCCCUUACAUACCUCAGAACAGCAUGCUGUUUUGGUAAGAGUGAAGGAGUUGCUAGUUCUUAAAAGGGUAUGAAGACACCAAUAGCUAACUUUUUUUUAGUGGUAUGGAAUUGUACAUCCUUGAUGUGCUCCUCUGUAUGUGGUACCUUCAGAUACAGGGCAAACUGAAAGGUGAAGAUGAUGUCAGGGUAUCUAAGGGAGGAUCUUUGGUGGAAUCCAUCAUUGUCCUGUGAGAAAAUUCUUGGGUGCACAAUAAGCAAUUGUAUGUUACCUACAUGUUAAUUUGUUUUUUCAAAUAAAA